Lipotes vexillifer (Yangtze River dolphin) is the source of this 3737-nucleotide messenger RNA. It is a transcript of the gene HAUS6, whose product is annotated as HAUS augmin like complex subunit 6. Lineage: Eukaryota; Metazoa; Chordata; Mammalia; Artiodactyla; Lipotidae. Gene Ontology annotation, molecular function: microtubule binding. The transcript has 17 exons. The coding region runs from base 267 to 3149 and encodes 960 amino acids. The record is from RefSeq and is a predicted model, not a curated record. Gene Ontology annotation, biological process: spindle assembly. Gene Ontology annotation, cellular component: HAUS complex; mitotic spindle microtubule.
GGAGGCGCGGGACGCUUGGUUUGUGGCGACUUCGCUUAGGCCUCUGUGCCGUACUACCGGUAGAGGCUCUCUUUACCUGAAACUUUAGAGUCUCAGGCCAUUUGAGGCCGUUUGAGGCGAAAUGGUUCCGGGCGAGAGAGGAUCAGGCGGUGGCAAAGGAGGGGCCGCCUCCAUCUCAGGCUGCCCGUAGGGAAAAAGCCUGAGGGGCCCUCGCAGUCGUUGGAGCCUGCGCUUUCUUCCUUUGCUGGGCCCUGCCUACUGCGAAGAUGAGUUCGGCCUGGGUCCCUUCUUUCGAGAAGGAGCAUCUCUGGAUGUAUCUGCAGGCGCUCGGCUUUGAGCCGGCCUCGGCGACCGUAGCCGGUGGAAAGAUCGUGUCGCACACGCACCUCGGAGUGAACAUGUUUGACAAGUUGAACCGUGAUGCCUUUCAGAUAGUUUCUUAUUUUUUGUUUCAAACACUUGACCAGUCUCUCACUAAAGAAGUUUUCAAACUUUGUUGGCCUCCAUUUGACCAAAAAAGUGAUACUGAAUUCCGAAAACAUUGCUGUGAAUGGUUAAAAAAGAUUUCUGCUGAAUGUGGUAGCUUCCCUCAAGUUGUUGGUUCACUGUUUCUUUCUCCUGGUGGUCCUAAGUUUAUUCAUCUGAUGUAUCACUUUGCAAGAUUUGUUGCAAUAAAUUAUAUAAAAACCCAUUCUAAAAAUUCUUCUGUACAUUUUACAGAGACAUUUAACGUAAAGCCACAAGAUUUGCACAAGUGCAUUGCCAGAUGCCACGUAGCACGUAACAGAUUUUUACAAAUUUUGCAAAGAGAAGAUUGUGUUACCCGAAAAUACCAGGAAAAUGCACAAUUAUCAGUUAAACAAAUACAGAAUUUAAGAUCAGAAUGUAUAGGACAGCAAAACGAGAUAAAAAGAAUGGAACCCUAUGAUGACCAAAGUAAUAUACAAGAGAAAAUUCAAAAGGUUCGGUCUUUGUGGGCUUCAGUGAAUGAAACACUCAUGGUUUUGGAAAAAGAGAGAGAAGUUGUUAGUUCAGUCCUUAGUGUUGUUAACCAAUAUACUUUAGAUGGAACUAAUGUUGCUAUCAAUAUUCCAAGGCUCUUACUUGACAAAAUUGAGAAACAAAUGUGUCAGUUGCACAUAGGAAAUGUUUAUGAGGCUGGAAAAUUGAAUCUCUUAACAGUUAUUCAGUUAUUAAAUGAAGUCUUGAAAGUAAUGAAAUAUGAACAUUGUCAGGCUAACCAAGCAAGACUGACAAUAGACCUUCACUUCCUUGAAAAAGAGACCAAAGUUCAGAGAGAAAGAUUGUCAGAUCUGAAGCAUAUGAGGUGUAAAAUAAAAGAAGAUCUCUCAACUAUAAAACAUUCUAUUGUUGAAAAACAAGAAGAAUGGCAUAAAAAUUGGAAAGAAUUUCUCGGCCUGUCUCCUUUCAGUCUAAUUAAAGGUUGGACUCCAGCUGUGGAUCUUUUACCACCUAUGUCUCCCCUUUCGUUUGAUCCUGCCUCAGAAGAAGCAUAUGCGAAGAGUAUUCUUUUGCAGUACCCUGCUUCACUUCCAGAUACACAUAAGCAACAUAUCCAGGAAAAUGAUUGCAGAAGGGCAAGUGAUAUACUGGAAACUAAAUGUGAUCUAGCCAACAGCCCUGCUUCUUUCCUGUUGCAGCCCAUUCCACCAUCAGAUAGAAACAGUGUUACACUACUUGAAAAGGAAACGAAGUUGACGACUCCUAGAGAGAAAAAUGAAACAGUUUCUAAGAAAGCACCAGAAUUGGAAGCGGAAGACUCUUCAUCAUCAAAUAUUGGAAAGAGUAGUGCAUUUGGAGGGUCUCUGCCAGCUAAAAAAAGUGAUCCAUUCCAAAAAGAGCAAGAUCAUCUGGUAGAAGAGGUUGCAAGAGCAGUUUUAUCUGAUUCACCACAGCCUUCUAAAGGAAAAGAAGUAAUAUUAGAGGAACUAAUUGACUCUCUAGUUUCCAACCCGUUCUUAACAAGGAAUCAAAUUCCCCGAACUCCAGAAAACUUGAUAAGUGAAAUUAGGAGCUCCUGGAGAAAAGCUGUUAAAAUAGAAGAUAACAGAAGUACAGAACCAAUUCAAAUGGAUACUGAACGUAGAGAAGUGUUGCCAGAAUCCUUAGCUGUGGUGCAUAAUCAGAAAGAGCUUAACGUGGACAGUUUUUUCUCAGCAACCACUGUGUCCGAUUCUAGCCAUUUUCAUUUGCCUGAAGAGAAAGUUGUUUCAGAUUGCCUCAAGUGUGUGCUUCAGAAGCCUGUGGUAACCAGUUGCAUAGGUGAACCAACAACACAGAAUCUGUCAGAUUUGUUAAAUAAGGACAUAAUUUGUAAGCAAGAUUUGGAAUGUACAGCUUUACAGAACAGGUUUUUAGAAACGAGCCAAAUAGAGACAUUCUCCCCUGCUGCAGGCAAUAGGAGGGCUGUGAUAGGUAGCAGUGAGGAAGAGUAUAUUAAAAUAUCAGACCACUCGAAAGCUUCUCACAAAGAUCUUUCCAUGCAUAAAAGUAUGUUAUGGAACUCUUUUCAGAUAUCAAGUGGAAUUAGUUCCAGUUUUAAAGAUAGUGAUUUUGGCAUAUUACAUGAAACUCUUCCAGAAGAAGUUGGUCACUUAAGUCUUAAUAGCUCCAGUAGUACAGAGGCCAAUUUUAAACUGGAACCAAAUAGUCCUAUGCACAGUGGCAUUUUCCCAGAAGGUGCUGUGGGAGGAAGACAGAAUACUCCAGAAUCAGACUUUAAUUUACAGGCUACUUGCAGUGGAUAUGAGGCUCUGAAGAAAUCUCUGCCCAAGCAAAGGGAAGAAAUUUGCCUCUCUAAUCCUGAAACACUUGAAAGACACAAACCAGAAUUGAGCCUUACUUCCCAAUACAUGCAAACUGAUGAUAUGCUUAACUUUUUGGGCACUCAUGAUUUGCACAUUGACUGUACAAAACCAUCUUCACGCAUGUCCCUUGGUGAAAGAAAACGGUCUCUUUCACCACUAAUUAAGUUUUCUCCAGUGGAACAAAGAUUGAGGACCACAAUACCAUGUAGUCUUGGAGAACAUCUACCUAAUUUAACAGAAGAAGAAAUCUUGAUUAAGAGCCUUGAUGCAAAAGAAUCUCCAUCCGACUUGAAAGAUGAAGUAGUAGCCCAGUCAACUUAACUAUGAUGAACUCAAGUUGAAGCAAUGUCACAGGAUAAAAACAUUUGUAAUUUAAAUACACAUUGGAAGUGUAACUUUUUCAGGGUCUAAAAAAGUCCUAAAUAAUGCUUUUUAGCCUUCUCUACUGAUUUUAAGUAAGGAGAGUAUGUUUGGAUUUUCUCUCUGUAUGGAUAUGGGGUUGAAAUGUGAAGUAUUUGGAAAGCAAACAAGUUAUGAGAAGCCAUUUUGGUUUCUUGCGUAAUCUUGUAAGCAUGAAGUAAAUGGCAUAGUAUUAGGUUAACUAAUUCAUUAUGUUCUAAUUUCAGUUAAUUAACAUAAGGAUGAGUAGUUUUUAAUGUGUUUUAUUAAGUGGUUAACUUAAUAGCCAUUGGAUGUACUGAUCUUUCUUUUUAGGGAAAUAAACAACUUUCAUUGUUUCUUUUACAACAUUCUGGUACUAAACAAAAAAAGUGAGGAAAGUAAUGCUUUGGGGUGUAUAAUCAAAAUGACAAAGUUUAAGUUUGGGAAAGCUCUAAAGAGGCUUAAUGAUUAUUCAGGUAGGUUGAUCCUGAAAAAUGAAGUUUGAUGGAAUAAAGUACAUGUGAUGAU